CCACAAUCAUUGCAAUAACGAUAUAGUUUCAUGUGCGCACGUCACCAGGUAUCUACGUUACUACAGUAGGCACUGCGGUAACCAUACUGACCAGGUGUUCCUCCCACAGGUGAUGGUGACGGUGCUGGACAAGAACGACUCUCCGCCCUCCUUCGGCGACUCCCCGCUGCACUACACCGUCUCGGAAGACAUGCUGGCGGGGCGCCGCAUCGCCAUUCUCAAGGCCACUGACCCCGACACCCCCGGCACCCUCACCUACUCCAUCGUGGGCGGCGACGACAACAAGUUCACGCUGGACGCCGCCACGGGCCACCUCAGCCUCCAGGACACCCUCGACCGAGAGACCAAGAGCCAAUACGACCUGACGGUGCGUGCCGACGACGGCGUGCAGCACACCGACACCACCAUCUUCAUCGAGGUGACGGACACCAACGACAACCCGCCGGUGUUCCACGAGCCCGCCUACUCUUUCGACAUCCCCGAGGACGCCGACAGGGGCUCCCAGGUGGGCAAGGUGUCGGCGUGGGAUGCUGACGAAGGGACCAACGGGCAGGUGUCCUACACGGUCAUCUCGGACUGGGGCAACGAUGUCUUCUCCCUCAACCCACAGACCGGCGUCUUCACCCUCACCUCCAGGCUGGACUACGAGCAGGUGCAGCACUACAUCCUGGUGGUGCAGGCGCAGGACACGGGGCGGCCCUCCCUCUCCUCCACCGUCACCGUCUACUUCAACGUGCUGGACCUCAACGACAACGCUCCCAUCUUCGACCCCAUGAGCUACUCCGACGAGGUCUUCGAGAACAUCACCGUCGGCUCCUCGGUCCUCUCCGUCUCGGCCACCGACCAAGACUCAGGCCUCAACGGGAAGCUGGAGUACACCAUCUCUGGCGGCGAUGAGAAGGACCAGUUCGCCAUCAGCUCCAACGGCACCAUCAGCACCAAGGCGCCGCUGGACCGCGAGGAUCAGAGCUUCUACAACCUGGUGGUGCGCGCCUCGGACAUGGCCAUGCCGCCCCACGCGCGCCUCUCCUCCACCGUGCAGGUCACCAUCAUUCUGCGCGACGUGAACGACUUGGCUCCGGAGUUCGUGACGCCCAACGAGACGGUGGUGGAGGAGAACACUCCCGUCAACACUGUGGUGAUGGCCGUCAAGGCUGUGGACCGGGACGAGGGACGCAACUCCUACAUCGAGUACUCCCUUGCACCUGUCCCUGGUAACCGCUUCGCCCUGGGCCCCGUCGACGGCCUUCUUCGGAUUGUGGCGCCGCUGGACCGUGAGGAUCGAGCUAACUACUCCCUGGUGGUGACGGCGAGAGACCGAGGCAACCCACCCAACGCCCACACCCUUACCAUCAGCCUCCGCGUCGCCGACGAGAACGACAACUCGCCCAUCUUCGACCCCAAACAGUAUUCUGCCAGCGUGCCCGAGAACGCGUCCAUCGGACUGUCGGUGCUGCAGGUGUCGGCCACAGAUGCCGACGACAGCCUGAACGGUCGCGUGCGGUACACCAUCGUGGCGGGCGACAAAAACCGUGACUUCUCCAUCAGCGAGGACACGGGCAUCAUCCGCGUGGCCAAGAACCUCAACUAUGAGCGGCGCAACCACUACCUGCUGACGGUGCAAGCCGAGGACUCAGGUGCUGACGUGCGCUACGACUCUGCCACCGUCACCAUCUCCAUCAUGGACAUCAACGACAACGCCCCCGUCUUCCUCGACUCCCCCUACCUCGUCUAUGUGAUGGAGAACAUGGCCGCGCUGCCCGCCCCCAUCGCCACCGUCACCGCCUUCGACGCCGACAACCCGCCGUACAACCGCGUCAACUACCUGGUCAAGGAGGGCGACAAGUCCAUGUUCUCCGUCAACGCCACCUCGGGCCAGAUCAGCCUCCUGAGGGCGCUGGACAGGGAGGAGCGAGACCAGUACACCCUCACAGUGGUCGCCAUGGACACCGGCACGCCGAGACUCACGGGUACGGGGACCAUAUCAGUGCUGGUGCAGGACGAGAACGACCACGCCCCGCGCUUCGAGAAGGAGCUGUACAAGGCGGAGGUGAGCGAGUCCGUGGACCCCGACACACAGGUGGUGGGCGUCGCGGCCACGGACAAGGACGCCGGAGCCAAUGCGAAGAUCAGGUACUCAUUGGUGGAGGGAGCCGCUGGAGUGUUCAUGGUGGAGGAGUGGACCGGGAUCAUUCGCACCGUGGCUCGUCUGGACCGGGAGAGAGUGGCUCAGUACAUGCUGGUGCUGCAAGCUCAGGACUCCUCCCUCACGGAAGCCCGCUCUGCCACCACACAGGUAAUGGUGACUGUGACAGAUGAGAAUGACAAUGCACCGACCUUCACCCAGAGUCAAUACCUCAUCCAUGUGCCAGACCCCAUGGCUCCAGGAAGCUUUGUGUUUGGAGGUGAGGCGCUGGACCCAGAUGAUGGCCCCAAUGGGAGAGUUACUUACUACCUCUCCGGUAAUGAUGCUGACAAGUUUUACAUGAACCAGGAAACAGGCGUCAUCAAGGCAUCACAAGCACUGGCGGGAGAAGAGGAAUACCAGCUGGAAGUGCUGGCAACUGACUCUGGGGAUACACCACUUUCUACCACAGCCAUCCUGCAGGUUCACCUCAAGCCCAACAAUCUGUUCCCUGCAUUUGAGCCCCUUGAGAAAACCUUCAGCUUCAGUGAGGCUGCACGAGGUGACUUGAUAACCACCCUCACAGCAACCUCUUCUAAGCCUGGUCCCCUUGGUGCUAUUCGCUUCAGCAUUGCUGGUGGCAAUGUGGGCCAGGCCUUCGUGAUAGAUGAAAACACCGGUGAGCUUCGUAUCUCUCAGCAUGGCCUGGACCAUGAAACAGCAUCACGCUAUGAAGUGUGGGUAGCUGCUGAAGACUCUGAUGAUCCACCUCUUGCCUCUGUUACUCAACUUGUAGUCAAUGUCAAUGAUUAUAAUGAUAAUGCACCUGUGUUCUCCCAGUCAAUAUACAAUGCUAGCAUCCUAGAAGCACAAUACCCACCACAACUGGUGGCUACUGUCACUGCCACUGACAGAGACUCUGGCAUCAAUGCUGAGGUUGUCUACCAACUACGGCGAGACUCUCCAGCAGCAGAGGCCUUCACGCUGGACUCCAAGACUGGACGCAUCUACACCAAGAUCCAGCUGGACCGAGAGGAAGUGGAGACUUACACCCUGACAGUAGAGGCAGUGGACAAGGGAACUCCUGCCCAGACAGGCACUGCCAUGGUAGUUGUGACUGUCCAGGACAAAAACGACAACCCACCACGCUUUACCCGCUUGUUCAGCGUCAAUGUAACAGAGAAUGCUGAAGUGGGAACAUUUGUUAUUCAAGUAACCUCCAGUGAUAAGGACAUUGGGGAGAAUGCUAAUGCAACAUACAGUUUUACUGAAAACCCUGGUGGGAAAUUCUACAUUGACUCUGUGAGUGGUAAUGUGACAGUCGCAAGAGCCAUUGACCGGGAGCUAAAUGAUGAGUACCUACUGAAGGUCUCUGCAGUGGAUGGCUCAUGGCGGGCAGAAACACCGCUCACCAUCACCGUACAAGAUGAGAAUGAUAAUGCUCCAGAAUUUGAACAGAGCUAUUAUGUUUUUAAUUUCCCAGAGUUGCAAAGAAAUGUAGCUUUUGUGGGUCAAGUUACAGCCACAGACCGGGACAAGCAAGGCCCAAACAGUAUAAUUUCAUAUUCUCUCAAAUUCCCCUCAGAUUUCUUCAGUGUGGACCCAGCAAGUGGGGACAUUUUUUCUAAGCAAGCACUGCAGUAUAAGCACACACUGAAAGGACCUUCACCAGAAAAUCAGUACCAGCUGGUGGUGGUUGCCACUGAUAAUGGAAAGCCACCUAUGUCCUCAGAAAGUUCUGUUGUGAUAAAUGUAGUGGAUGCCAACAACAACCCUCCCAAGUUCUUACAUGACCGUUACUUCACACCUGUUCCAGAGAGCUCUGCCAUCGGGCAGUCUAUCAUCCAACUCAAAGCUGUCGAUGAACGUGACUUUGGUAUCAAUGCUGAAAUCGAAUAUCAAAAGGUGGGUGGCAAUGGAACUGAUUUCUUCAUGCUUGAGCAGAAGACUGGAUGGAUCACCGUGGCACGUCAGCUGCAGAACAGAGUGGAUACUCAGUUUGUGCUGCUGGUGCGUGCUCUGGACCGUGGUGUGCCCCCACACCAGGAUGAAGUACUCGUCACACUCGUGGUGACUGGCGAGAACAAGUUUGCUCCAGAAUUUGAGGCACUUAGCUACCAGUUCAGUGUACUGGAAAAUGAACCACUGGGUAACACCAUUGGCUCAUUGCUAGCCAAGGAUGGUGACAAGGGUCCAAAUGGAAUUGUACGUUACUCAAUCACAAGUGGUAAUGAAGCAGGCAAGUUUGCUAUUGAUGAGAGCUCUGGAGAUGUGACCAUCAUGCAUCCACUGGACUAUGACUCAGUUCAGGAAUACACACUCAACAUUACAGCACAUGAUUUGGCCUUCAAGCCCCUCUACUCCACAGCUGUCCUUACUGUUGUGCUCACUGACAUCAACGAUAACCCACCCAGAUUCAGCGAAGACCAGUAUGAUGCUUACAUUGCUGAGAAUGCCAAUGCAGGAACCACAGUGUUUAAGCUCAGUGCUACUGACAUUGAUUUGACAAAGAAUGCUGUCAUCAAGUACUCGAUUGUGGGAGGAGAUGGGAAGGAGUACUUUUCAGUGGACCCUGACACAGGUGAGGUCACCUCCAAGCGUGUGUUUGACUAUGAAGAGAAGAGCCAAUAUGUGCUUGAUGUCCGGGCUGCCAACCCCGACUCAUCCCAGUGGAGCUCCACCACCCUAGUAGUUCAUGUUACUGGCCGAAAUGAAUUCUUCCCUCGGUUCAUUCAGUCAGUAUUCCAAUUCACUGUGUCAGAGUCAGCUCAGAUUGGGACAUCAGUGGGUGCUAUUCAGGCCACAGAUGAGGAUAAAGGUGAAGAUGGAAUGGUGUAUUACUUGUUGGUGGGUGCCAGCAAUGACCGUGGCUUCCUCAUUCAGCCCACCACAGGCGUCAUCACAGUGGCUCGCAGCCUUGACAGAGAGAGCCAGAACAGAGUUGUGCUCACAGUCAUGGCCAAGAAUGCAGGUAGCAUCCGUGGCAAUGACACCGAUGAGGCACAGAUCACCAUUUCUAUUCAGGACGGCAACGACCCACCAGUGUUCUCCCAGCCGCUGUAUGAGACCCGCCUUUCUGAGGGUGCACUGGUGGGCACACUUGUACUCACGGUCACAGCAGUGGAUUCUGAUGUUCAGCCACAGAAUAACCAGUUUACUUACUCUAUCAUUGGUGGGAACCUGGGCCAGGUGUUCAAGGUAGACCCACAAAGUGGUAUGAUUGAGACAACAGCCCAGCUAGACCGUGAGACCAUUCAAGUGUAUAACUUGACCGUGGGUGCCAUCGACAAUGGAUCACCCCCUCAGACUGGCACCACGCUGGUCCGUGUCAUCUUGGACGAUGUGAAUGAUAAUGGUCCGAGGUUUGAUCCCCCAGACAUUGUGGGCUACGUAGCAGAGAAUGAACCAGCCAUGACCUCAGUGAUGACCCUCAGUGCAACUGAUCCUGACCUGGCACCCAACACACAGCCCUUCACAUACUAUAUCGUGGGAGGGGAGCAUCGUGAGUUCUUCACGGUAGACCAAGCUACAGGCGAAGUCAAGACUACUCGCAGCAUAGACCGUGAAACUACACCAGAGCUUACAUUCCGCAUUGAGGUUGAAGACAGUGGCAAGCCCAAGAUGAAGUCAGAGUACCCAGUGUCCAUCAUUGUGCUGGACAAGAAUGACUCUCCAUCCACACCACGCACUGUCACAGUCAAGGUACAGACUUUCCAGGGAGUCUUCCCUGGAGGUAAGGUGGCUGAUGUCCAUCCUAAUGAUGCUGAUACAGCUGGUCAGUAUUUCUGUGAAAUCCUAACCCAAGAUGCUGCCAUCUUUUCCAUUCCCAAUGCCUGCAACCUACAUGCUGCUCGAGUUCCAAGGGAUCACACCUACACCUUGAGUGUUUCAGGCAAUGAUGGCAAACAUCCAGAUGUCACCUCAAAGGUCACCCUUCAGUUUGAAUCUUUUGACAACAAUACCCUGAAUAACAGUCUCACCUUGAGACUGCUGAAUGUCACAGCUGAGCGCUUUCUCCGUCUGUAUUACAAGCCUUUUGUGGACACGUUGCUUCCCCUGUUCACUGGAGGUCACGUACGCAUCUAUUCCAUGUUGGAUGUUGACUCUCACACAGACCUCACCCUCUCAGUGGCCACUAAAGGUGGCAGCUCCUUCCUCCAGCCAGCUGAAGUGACUCGAAAACUAGCAGUAGAGGAACCCAGCCUAACUCAGUCUCUGCAAGGACUACAACUUAUUGUAGAUUACAACCCAUGCACUGACAUGCCAUGCAAAAAUGGUGGUGAGUGUUCGCAUGGUAUUCAUGCAUAUGGAGAUACAGAAAUAACAGAUUCUCCCAGUUUCAUUUUUACAUCACCUCUCAUUCGCCACGAUGUUUCAUGUAAGUGCCGCCAGGGCUUUACUGGACCCAGAUGUGAGCUGCGCCAAGACCCAUGUUCUCCCAACCCAUGCCAAUAUGGUGGUACCUGUGCCAGGAAAGGUUUCCACUUCAUGUGUACUUGUCCCCCUGCCCGCCAAGGACCACAAUGUGAAUUUGACAAGACCAAUGCCUGUGAUGACAACCCCUGCCGCAAUGGUGGCUCAUGCCAAACAACUUUGGAGGGUGGCUUCUUCUGCCUGUGUCGACCAGGUUACCGUGGGAACCAGUGUGAACUAGCCAGUGAGUCUUGCCGUCCCAACCCUUGCCUCAACGGAGGGUCCUGUGUCUCUCUGAAACCUGGUUAUCACUGCUCUUGUAAAACCAACUUUUAUGGCACCCAUUGUGAAAAGUCUACCUUCAGCUUCAGUGAGCUAUCCUACAUGACUUUCCCUACCUUGGACUCCACCACAAAUGACAUCUCCAUAACCUUCUCAACCAACAAACCUGAUGCGCUACUUGUUUACAAUUAUGGCCUCCAAACUGGUGGCCGCUCAGACUUUGUGGCCAUUGAGCUGAAAGGUGGCCAGCCUCGCUUUAGCUUUGGUGGAGCAAGAACAGCCAUCUCCAGGAUUCAAGUUGAGAGGAGUGUAUCAGAUGGCAAGUGGUACAAACUGACAGCAACUCGCAAUGGACGGGUCAUCUCCCUCAGCGUGGCUGCGUGUACUCACAACGGUGAGACUUGUGAUGAAUGUCGUCCCAACGACGGCUCCUGCUACAGUGAUGACACUGGACGCACAGGGACUCUCAACUUUAACAACGAGCCCAUGUACCUGGGUGGAGUGAUGACAGUGGAUCCCCUGCAGGAGCGACCUGGCCAAGUCCUUGCUGAUGACUUUAUUGGAUGCAUUCAGGCAGUUUCUAUCAAUGGCCGACCACUCAAUCUCACAGGCCCCAUCCAGGCUCGAGGGAUCUCUGACACAUGUGAACGAGUAGCUGAUGUGUGUGCAGGGAACCCAUGUGGUGAGGGUUCCACCUGCCUUGACCGCUGGUCUACUCACAUGUGUCGAUGUGCCAAUGGCCUUGUGGCACCAGACUGUGAAGUGUCCCUUCGCCCUGCCGCUUUUACCCGUGGGGCCUAUGUAGAAUUCCUCAUAACAGAACAGCACCGCCGCCGCCAGCUGCUGCCACGCCUCUAUGAGCAGCACUCCCGAUGGUCACGAGAUAUCCAUGCUCGCAGGCUACGUCAAGUGCCACCCCUACCUCCCAAGAGUCUUUCCUUCAGUUUCCGCACCAGGAUGGAAGAUGGACUCUUGCUUCACUCAGCCACCAACAAUGACUUCACGUUGGUGGAGGUGCGUGGUGGACAGCUGCAGUACACCUCCAAGUUGGGUGCCAACCAGCCCAUCAACAUGACCAUUCCUGAAGUAUCAGUCAGCGAUGGGGAGUGGCACAACCUCACUCUGCUGGCUGCUCAGUCCACCUUCAGACUAGUGCUGGAUGGUGUGCCUGUGGGUGAGGGGCUGGAUCUGUCUUACAUUCAUGACUUCUUGGAUGCCUACCUCACCUCCCUCACGCUGGGUGCUGCCCCUCGCUUCUCAGGCCAACUGCCAUACACUCCUGUAGGAUUUGUGGGCUGCAUGUCAACCUUCAGUGUCGACGGAGAAGUCCAGCCACUCAACUCAACUGGGUCACUGCUUGAGGCUGUGGCUCGUGGAGUUUCCCUUGUGACUGAUUGCACAGCUGCAGACCUUGGCCCAGCUGCCUCCACUGACCCUCUCUCCAUUGGCAUCACUCUUGUUAUUGUCUUCUUUGUCUUGCUGCUGGUUGCCAUCUUGGUGUCAUUUAUCGUGUAUCGUGUGCGCCGCCAGCGCCGAGAAAAGAGCGGAGUGCACGUCAAACAAAAUGGGUCGGCACUCUUGGCUAACACAUCCUCAGACUCAGGCAGAUCCCCACAGGAUUCAGGCUACGUUGAAAGUGCAGAAAUGACUGAUGAUGUCUUGCGCUCUCACCUCUCACAGGAGCUGGCCACCAAGAAAUACAAGGAGCGGGAUCAUGAGCGUCCCCAGAGGCCUGACAUCAUUGAGAGGGAGGUGAUGAAUAAGUCCCCUGGUGUGCCUCUGCGUGUGGAUGAGUCUCAGCUGCAGGACCGUGAUGCUAUGGCCGGACUAGGACAUAUGCCAGACUCUGAGGCACCAGAACACUAUGAUCUAGAAAAUGCCUCAUCCAUUGCAGCCUCUGACAUAGAUAUUGUGUACCACUACAAAGGUUACAGAGAUGGUAAUGUCCGCAAGUAUAAGACCAACCCUCAUGUGCCUGGUUACCACAAACACAACCACCGCCACUCCCCACACAACUUUCCCAACACUCCACACCGUGAAAGUCCCCGCAACCUGAUGAGGCAAAGUCCCAACCCUGUAGCACCAAGAGAGUCACCUUCUGUCCUAAAAAUGCAAGCCACAACACCACUUGCUCGCUUGUCGCCCUCAUCAGAAUUGUCUCAGCAGACGCCACGCAUCCUCACCUUACAGGAUAUCAGUGGAAAACCUCUUCAGACAGCAUUAUUGGCCUCCUCACAAGGUCCAGGGGUGAAGGAUGUCAUGUCCACGAGUGAGAGGUCUCUCAACUCUCCUGUGUCACAUUUGUCUCAGUCCUCUGGGUCAAUGCAUGCAUCAUCCCAGUCCACCAAGAAGAAAAAGCAUGACAGCAGCGUUAGCUUGGGACUCACCCCAGAAGAAAUAGAACGACUCAACACACGGCCUCGCAACUCCUCAUUAGUGUCUACACUUGAUGCAGUGUCUUCUUCAAGUGAGGACAACCAGCGGAAAGACAAACUGGCAGAGCUCAUAGAAACCAACACUGAGCUUCUGGAGCCUCCGGAUUCUUCAACAGAUGAAUCAGGUAAUGACUCCUUCACUUGCUCAGAGUUUGAGUAUGAAAAUAACUAUGAGAAGGUGACCCGUGACUUUGGACCAGGAAACAUGAUUUUUAGUAAACUAGCAGAGGUUGAUAAUGAAAAUGAACAUGACAAUGAAUCAGCCAAAAACUAUGAUGGUUUCGAUUCUUUUCGUGGCUCACUCAGCACCUUGGUGGCAUCCGAUGAUGACCUGAGCAACAUGAGCUCAUACAAACCCCCAAACGGCUCAACCUUUGGAUGGGAUUACCUACUCAACUGGGGUCCCAACUUUGAGAGUCUGGUGGGUGUGUUCAAGGACAUCGCUGAGCUCCCAGACAACACCACUAAUGGACGAGUGAGUGCCCGGGGCACCCCUAAACCCAGCGAGGAAUAUGUAUAGCAGUGGCUGCAGCUGAGCAAGCCCCACAUCACCAGCUAGCCAAGCUUAUAGGUUAUAAGAAGGGGCGAAGAGAAACAGAAACCAAAUGCUCCAGUAUCUCACCUGGUAGGCACCAGGGAGUCUCCCGACUCCAUGAUAGGAAUGGGGAGAGCUGAGAAGGGUUAACCAUACCCAUGCCAAGGUCUCUAGGCCUCUGCAGAGGGAUCCAGGGUCCCUCACCUUGCCACCCUUCCCAUGACAGGCAUUAUCACCACCAUACUUUAUGACAGUGUUGUCACUACGCUUCUAGUUCAGCCCAUGGUGCCUCCUUGCCAGCCGUGUGCCAGCUGAGGACACUUACAAUUUUUGUUGAGACAACUGAUUAGUGUUACCAGGAUUGUGUGCAGGAUGUGUGAUUGAACAUUAGUGGCAUGUGUCCAAAUGUGAUGUCUUGUGCAGGUGGAGAAAUGACUUCAUUGCUCUAAAUUUCACUGGAGCAGAGGAAAAGUGACAAAUCCUGGAUACAAAGUCAGUGACACUGUGGGACAAUCUGUGAUGCAAGAUCUAUCUGGAAAUAUGUAUCACAACCCAUGCCACCCUAUGUUUCAUUUUCAAUGAAUAUCAAACAUUAUAUAUUUUGUAUGUAUGCAUUUAUAUUAAAGUAUACAUGAAUACAUACAAAUAUAUAAAUAUAAAUGUGUGUGGUAAGAAGUGUAUUGACCUUUAUUUGACAAGAUACUCGAGUUCAUGUUGCCAAAACUGUUUUGAUUAUUAAUAUUAGAUUCCGGUUUGCUGUUGCCAAAUACAGUUGGUCUUUGUCUCCAAUGUGGAACAAAGCGAGUCAGUCUUUGUCAUGUGAAUUCUCAGAGGCCAAAUUUGUUUACAUACUCUUAUGUAAGUUAUAUCCUUUUUCCAUGUAAUAUUGUCCUGCCUUUUGACUACUGAACUGAAGUCUGAGCCGGGGAAGCCAUGCUUGAUAUGGUCAGCUCAUGGGGAACUUAGGCUAUAUCACAUCUUUCAUUUCAACUUUUUUAUCAUUUUAACAUAUCAGUACAGUCAAGUCACCCCAAUAUCUUCUGUUAUCAGACAUCCUAGUCUACAAUCAUCUUACUUUCACAUUUUUCCUUCCUUCUAAUCCACUCACAUUGAGCCUCUCUCCUUUCACCUCCACCUCUGUCCCGUGCUCAGGCAACCACAACAGGAAGGUUCACGCCCUCACUGGUAAGACCAGGAAUAUCUUCAUCUCAAACAGGUGUCAUGGUGCUUAGUAAUGAGAUCACUAGUGUAUAAAUCAUCUAGAUCUCUCGUGGAUACUAAUAGUCUUGUAAUUAUUGUGUAGAGAGUGAACCUGCUAUUCAAAUUUGCCACAAAGAAUAUUUCAUUGAAGUGAGCUAAUCCUCAACAGCAGUGGACCGAACAGUGUACUAUAUUAUAUUAACAGUAUGGCUCUUGUACAUUCCCCGCCUCGUGUACAUAGUCGAUUUCUUGUACAGUAUAUCUCGUACGUCAAGCCACGCAACGUGUGCCAAAUUGUUUGUUGUUAUUUUUUUUGUAUGAAUGGCAGCGAAAGGUGUUUUGGUGUCAUGCAACAUGUGAUGUAUAUUGUAAUAAACCUUUGUAAUGUGA
Messenger RNA from Eriocheir sinensis (Chinese mitten crab), 11380 nucleotides. RefSeq names its product cadherin-related tumor suppressor-like. Lineage: Eukaryota; Metazoa; Arthropoda; Malacostraca; Decapoda; Varunidae. Gene Ontology annotation, molecular function: calcium ion binding. Gene Ontology annotation, cellular component: plasma membrane. The record is from RefSeq and is a predicted model, not a curated record. Gene Ontology annotation, biological process: homophilic cell-cell adhesion. Bases 113 to 9775 code for a protein of 3220 amino acids. The transcript has 13 exons.